AAUGAGAAAGCUUAGUCUUUUAUUAUUAGCAAUCAUUUAUGUCAAUGCAAUUGAUCCAAGCAUGGUUUAAUUAGGAACAGCAAAGCUUGAUGAAUUGAAUUAAAGCAAUUUAGGUAAAAUGAUCUUAGAAUUGGCAUAAACUCAUGCAGAAAUGAGAGGACCAUUAGGUAAAAUAAAUAAAAUUUAACAGGAACCUAGAUGAUUUAGUGACUGCAAUAGGGGAUUUAGAAAAUGAAUUAACUGCAGAAUUACAAUAAUUAGAUGAUGAUUAUACAAGAUCAACUAAUUAACAUGCUGCUACUCAAGAGAAUUUAGAUAUUCAAAUAGGAUAAACAGAAAUUAAUAUAUUCAAUUAAAAAGACUUUAUUGAUGCUAUUCUUUUACCAAGCAUUGAUUAAACAAAUUCAAAAAUUGAUAGAUUGAAUGGAUACAUAAAUGAUAAUAGAGAUAAUUUAUCAAAAGAAACAUUAAAUAGAUAAAAAUAACAUCAAUAAUUUUUAGAUAGAGGUAACAAUAUAAUAUAUAAUUUAAAAGUAAGUGAACAUUAAAGUGCUAUAAGUGCAGUUGAUGAAGCAAUUUAAUUAAUUAAUGCUCUAAUUAAUGGAAAUAUUUCAUUUGCUGAAAAAGGAACAAUAAAUUAAGCAAUAUAAAGAAUCAAUACUAAAACACAAAAGACUAAUACAGUUCAUCCAAUUGUUGAAGCUCUUAUGUCAUUAACUUAAAAUUUUUCAGAUUAAGAAUAAGCUAAGAAAAUUAGAGAUUUAUUGUCAGAUACAAGAAAUUAAUUAGUAGCAAGUUUAAAUUAAGAAACAGCAGAUGAAAAUUAGAUUGAGUAAACUUGGGUUGAAAGAUAAAAAACUUUAAAUACAGAAUAUUAAGAAUUUAAGAGAUCUGUAUUAGAAGCUACUUAUGUGUUAGCUACUUAUUAGAGUAAAAAAUAUUAAUUAAUUUAUUUAUUUAGGCAAAUUAAAAUCAACAAGAGAAGCCUUAGCUGAGAAUGAAAAUGAUCUCUAAAGUUAUAAAGAUUCUUUAUGUAAAUAAUAUUGAGAUAAUUUAAUUUAGAAUAAGAUAAAGAUGCUUAAGCUUAAGAAACUUAAAUUUAUAAUGAAUUAAAGAGCCAAUACUUAAUAUAAUUGUAAACAACUAGAAAUGCUAAGGAAUUUGUAAACUCUGCUGAGUUCAGUAAUGUUAUAAGAUAAAAAUUAAACUAAGGUGGAUUAAUCUGA
Paramecium pentaurelia is the source of this 1226-nucleotide messenger RNA. NCBI's taxonomy places the organism in Eukaryota, Ciliophora, Oligohymenophorea, Peniculida, Parameciidae. The record is from the annotation of a GenBank genome assembly.